AUGGCGGCCCUUGCUUCGGCUGUGGUCCGGUUUCCGUUGGCUUUUAACUGCCAGUUGUGCGGUGCGGCGCGUGAGUUGCCGCGUGGGGUCGUUGCGCCGUUGACGUUGGAGUUGACCUGCGCGCAUCUUGGCGAGGCCUGUGUGCCACCACCCAGCCAGACUGCGUCGGCAUCACUCCGUGGCAAACGCCACCGAUCCAGCUCAUCGGCCUCAAGCACUGGUGCACGCUCUGAGGACAAACCUGCCAAUGUCGGUGUGAUCGAGACUCGCUCACUGCCAACAAUAGACGCCAACGUGCUCGUGACGGUGGGCAAAACAGAAUGGCCCGGGCGUGUGAUGGAUAUCAACGUUGAGCAACAGACCUGUCUGAUCCGGUUUGCGGGAUCUGGCAAAGGCUCUGAAACUUGGCACGAAUUGGCUGAUAUCCAAGUCAUUGGUGAAAUGCAACGCAGUCGGCGGCGAGGCAGUUCUUAA
Messenger RNA from Monosiga brevicollis MX1, 474 nucleotides. RefSeq lists its product as uncharacterized. Lineage: Eukaryota; Choanoflagellata; Craspedida; Salpingoecidae. The record is from RefSeq and is a predicted model, not a curated record. The coding region runs from base 1 to 474 and encodes 157 amino acids. The transcript has a single exon.